This is a messenger RNA of Python bivittatus (Burmese python), 929 nucleotides long. RefSeq names its product aquaporin 8 (gene AQP8). NCBI's taxonomy places the organism in Eukaryota, Metazoa, Chordata, Lepidosauria, Squamata, Pythonidae. The record is from RefSeq and is a predicted model, not a curated record. Gene Ontology annotation, cellular component: plasma membrane. Gene Ontology annotation, biological process: transmembrane transport; water transport. Gene Ontology annotation, molecular function: water channel activity.
CCAGAUCAAGUGGGGAGGGUGCCAGUAUUCCCGGGAGGUAAGGAACCGCUGCUCCGGGCAAAGGGGCCGGUCAGCCAGAGGAGCCGCGCUCUUCCAGGGCGAAGCGGUCGGGCAGCUGCAGCGCAGCCAGCAGGCAAGACGCUCGGAAUCACCCAGCCAUGUCAGAUGUGGAAUUUGGACGGAUGUCUAUGAAGGAGCCCGAGCUGGAUGGCAAACGCAGCCCGGCCCAGCCCCACUGGUAUGAGCGCUACCUGCAGCCUUGCAUCGGGGAGCUGGUGGGCUCAGCGUUCUUCAUCUUCAUCGGCUGCGCUUCGGUCAUUGAGAACUCGGAGGGCACGGGGAGGCUACAGCCAGCCUUGGCGCAUGGAUUGGCACUGGGGCUCACCAUUGCCGUCUUGGGGAACAUCAGUGGAGGUCACUACAAUCCUGCCGUUUCCCUGGGGGCAUGGCUUGUUGGGGGGCUGAACAUGAUGAUGGUCAUUCCAUACUGGAUCUCCCAGCUGUGUGGAGGAAUGAUUGGGGCUGCCCUGGCUAAGGUGACGACGACGUGGGAGAGGUAUGAAAAUGCCACGGGAGCAGCCUUCACUGCUAUUUCCGCAGACCAUCAGCUCCCUGCUGCUGUGGUGGGGGAGAUUGUGAUGACCAUGUUCCUGGUGCUGGCUGUCUGCAUGGGUGCCAUUAACGAGAAAACCAAGAGUCCACUGGCACCCUUCUGCAUUGGCUUCACAGUAACGGUGGACAUCCUGGCGGGGGGAGCUGUUUCUGGAGCCUGCAUGAAUCCGGCCAGAGCAUUUGGCCCUGCAGUGGUUGCCAACUACUGGGACUAUCACUGGGUGUACUGGGUGGGCCCCAUGGGGGCUGGACUUCUGGUUGGUGCAUUGAUAAGGUUCCUGAUCGGCGACACGAGGAGACGCUUCUUCCUCAAGUGA